AUGAAGCGCUCACGCGAGCCUGAAGAAGACGAACAAGUAUCGUCGCCGGAACCCGAAGCUAGCUCAGGGAAGAUAUCGAACAGCGCAAGUCCAAGGGAAGUAGAAAGGCUCCCGCCGGCGAAAAUCACAGAGCUUGACGAAUCAGCCGUUGACGACGCCGACGACGAAAACGGUACCUUCAUCAUGAAAUGCUCUCUGCCCCCUCAUCGAGAUGUGCUAUCGUUCAGGACGUAUACGGAGUAUGAGGCACACCACAACAGGACGCAUACGAACCGAUGCGUAGAAUGCGGGAAGAACUUCCCGUCCGAGCACCUACUAAACGUGCACAUCGAAGAGUGGCACGAUGCUUUUGCCGCCGUGAAACGAGAGAAGGGCGAGCACACGUACUCUUGUUUUGUUGAGGGCUGUGAUCGGAAAUGCAGAACCCCUCAGAAGAGACGGAACCAUCUCAUCGACAAGCAUAUGUACCCGAAAAACUACUUCUUCGCUGUUACCAGGGACGGUGUGGAUGGAAGACAAUCACUACUAAUCGAAAGCGGGCAUCGUCGACGCAGAUCUUCUACAACAACCAACGGUAGCGGUCCAAAAACAGCAGGAAGAAGACAGAGUCUCCGGCAAACGGAAACGCCUAAUUCAGGGGCCCAAGAGUCACAGGCGGAAGUACCAAAGGCGGCCCCCCCUCCAGCUGAGGCCCCAGACACAGAAAUGGAAGACCUAGCUGGUGCUAUGUCGGCACUGCGGUUCAUCCCUACAAGCAUCCGCUUUGGCCACAGAAGAGGAAUAGCAGGCUUCGCAAGACAGUAA
Molecule: messenger RNA, 804 nt
Organism: Daldinia caldariorum
Lineage: Eukaryota; Fungi; Ascomycota; Sordariomycetes; Xylariales; Hypoxylaceae
Exons: 2
Coding region: 1-804 (267 amino acids)
Source: RefSeq, a predicted model, not a curated record